Molecule: messenger RNA, 2418 nt
Organism: Pipra filicauda (Wire-tailed manakin)
Lineage: Eukaryota; Metazoa; Chordata; Aves; Passeriformes; Pipridae
Gene: NDOR1
Product: NADPH dependent diflavin oxidoreductase 1
Exons: 15
Coding region: 115-1911 (598 amino acids)
Cellular component (GO): cytosol
Molecular function (GO): flavin adenine dinucleotide binding; NADPH-hemoprotein reductase activity; FMN binding
Source: RefSeq, a predicted model, not a curated record
AGAGCCGGGGAGCGGCACCGGCCCUGUCCGGGGCACCGGGCCCGACCCGCCCGGGGCUCGGCCCGCCCGGCGCGGGCGGCGCGCGGCGAUGACGUCAAAGGGGCGCGGUGGUUGAUGACGUCACAAGGAGUGCGGAACGGGCGGGGGAGCCCCCUCAGCCGCCGUGUGACGUCACGGGAGCGGUCGCACUGUGGUGACGUCACGGCGGGAUGGGGCCUGUCCAUGAUGGCAGAACGGAAGCUCCUCGUUCUCUUUGGCAGCCAGACGGGGACGGCCCAAGACAUGGCCGAGAGGAUCGGGAGAGAGGCCGCGCGCCGGCACCUGCGGUGCAGGGUGGAGGCCCUGGACAGCUGUGACCUGGCCAACCUCAUCCAUGAGCCACUGGUGGUGUUUGUGUGUGCAACCACUGGCCAGGGAGACCCACCUGAUAACAUGAAGAUGUUCUGGCGGUUUCUGUUCCGGAAGAACCUGCCGCCCGGGUCCCUGUGCCAGCUGGACUACGCCGUGCUGGGCCUUGGCGACUCAUCCUACCCCAAGUUUAAUUUUGUUGCAAAGAAGCUGCACAAACGGGUGCUACAGCUUGGGGGCAACCCGCUGCUGCCAGUGGCCUUGGGAGAUGACCAGCAUGAUCUGGGGCCGGAUGCAGUGGUUGAUCCAUGGCUUGUGGCCUUAUGGGACAAGAUCCUCACUUUGUAUCCUCUCCCUCCUGGCCUUGAGAUCAUCAGCCUAGACACAUGCCUGCCCCCAAAAUACACCCUGCACUACCUGCCUGAGGACUCCCCACCCCCCGAGGGUGCCCUUCUCCAGCCGACAGCACUCAGGGCUGUUCCCUCCGAGCUCCGUCCCUUCGCUGCCCCCGUGGUGUCCAACCAGCGGGUCACGGCACAGUCCCACUUCCAGGACGUCCGGCUCAUCGAGUUCGACAUCACGGGCUCGGCGAUCACGUUCAGUGCAGGGGACGUGGUGAUGAUCCAGCCCCAGAACUGCCCCGAGGACGUGCAGCAGUUUUGCCAGCUCCUGCGCCUGGACCCAGACAGACACUUUGUGCUGAAGCCCACGGAGCCUGGCACAUCCCUCCCUCCCCUCUUGCCACAGCCCUGCACCAUCCGGCACCUGGUCACCCACUACCUGGACAUCUCCUGCGUGCCACGGCGCUCCUUCUUCGAGCUCCUCUCCUACUUCUCCACCAACGAGCUGGAGCGGGAGAAGCUGCAGGAGUUCAGCUCUGCUCAGGGCCAGGAGGAGCUGUACAGCUACUGCAACCGGCCCCGCAGGACCACGCUGGAGGCCCUGUGGGAUUUCCCUCACACCACGUGUGCCAUUCCAGCUGAUUACCUGCUGGACCUCAUCCCUCGCAUCAGACCCCGUGCCUUCUCCAUCGCCUCCUCCCUGCUGGCUCACCCUGACAGGAUCCAGAUCCUCAUGGCAGUGGUGCAGUACAAGACACGGCUCAGCAAACCCCGCCGUGGGCUCUGCUCUACCUGGCUGGCUUCUCUCAAUCCAGAGCAAGGUGAUGUCCGGGUGCCUCUUUGGGUGAAGAAAGGAGGAAUGAAGUUCCCAGCUGACCCUGCCACCCCCGUGAUCAUGAUUGGCCCUGGCACAGGGGUGGCACCUUUCCGAGCAGCGAUACAGGAGCGGGUGGCACAGGGACGUAGAGGGAACUGCCUCUUCUUUGGCUGUCGACAGAAAUCCAAGGACUUCUACUGCCAGGCAGAGUGGGAAGAGCUGGUGGCAAAGGGCUUCCUGACACUCUUCACAGCCUUCUCCAGGGACCAGGAGGAGAAGGUUUAUGUUCAGCACCGCAUCCAGGAGAACCGGAGGCUGGUGUGGGAGCUGCUGAGCACUGGGAAUGCUCAUGUCUACCUGGCUGGGGGCUCGUGUCUUCUCUAUUUCUCUUAUUUUGAAGUUUGAACUGGCUUCAGUUCCAAAUGUCACCAUCAAACCAAUCAUCUUGGAUUUCCUGAGAGCUGGCAGCAGCAGGACGGGAGCGGCUGCUCCUUCCCAGCAGUCUCUUACCCAGCUCAGGAUCAGACAUGUUUGACUUUGAGUGAUUCCUGAGAUGAAAGGACAGUUUCCUGCCCUCCUGCCAAUAAAUUCCAACUCUAUGCAUAUUCCUUGUGUCCCUCUAAUGAGGAUGCUGGCAAAUGGAGCCAUGUGGGGCUGCAGUUCAGGCUGCCGAGCUGUGAUGCUCCUUCCCCGAGGUCUGGGUACUGCAAAUGCCUGCACUGGGAAACCCUGUGGAUAAUGGGGCUGCUCUCGAGGGAGGGGUAGGAUGACAAGCCUGUCAUUUAUCCCGUGCCAGGCAGCCCAUGUGGCAGGGUGAGACAGAUUCUCACUGCCCUGCUGCCCCCUGGUCCCAGAGCACUGGGGUGCUGCCCCUGGUUUUCCUUUCUCGCUGCAUUGUGCCCCUGCUCUGUC